Pangasianodon hypophthalmus (striped catfish) is the source of this 4961-nucleotide messenger RNA. It is a transcript of the gene ktn1, whose product is annotated as kinectin 1. Gene Ontology annotation, molecular function: kinesin binding. Gene Ontology annotation, biological process: microtubule-based movement; protein transport. The transcript is spliced from 37 exons. NCBI's taxonomy places the organism in Eukaryota, Metazoa, Chordata, Actinopteri, Siluriformes, Pangasiidae. The record is from RefSeq and is a predicted model, not a curated record. Bases 161 to 4114 code for a protein of 1317 amino acids. Gene Ontology annotation, cellular component: endoplasmic reticulum membrane.
UUGUGUUGUGCGCAGCAGGGCUUGUGACCCGCCCCCGCGCAUCGGAACAGGGUAGAAUCGCUGCUAGCUACCGGCUCGGUGCUGCUGUCCAUCGGGCUCUACGAAAGAAGCACCAUUUCAUUCCAGCCGCAAUUAGCUCUGUCUGCUAUAUCACAACAGAAUGGUGAUCGACAUGGCUGAUUCACAGUACCUCCUCAUCUUGGCCCCAUCAUUGGUCAUCAUCCUCAUGUUCCUCUUCUUCUGGCUCUUCAUGAAAGAGACCUCCUACGAUGAAGUUCUGGCUCGCCAGAAACGAGAUCUGAAGUUGCCACCAGUGAAGACGGAUGCCCGCAAAAAGAGCGAGAAAAAAAAGAACAAGAAGAAGGAGAUCAGUGGAAGCGGAGGUGGUGGGGGUAAAGGGGGUGAAUCAGAGGAAGACCUACGAGAAUUUGAUCUGGUUGAUGCCACCAGCUCGACCUCAAAUGAUGAGGUCCUUGAGGUGGUGCCUGUGCCAGUGCCUGUUUCUGUCCCUGUGCAGUCAGAACCACCAACAGGAGUGAGAGAGAGGAAGAAGAAAGAGAAGAAAUCAAAAGCUGCUACUUCUGCUUCUGUGGCAGCAGCUGCUCCUCCUCCUGCUCCUGUCUCCACUGAGAAACCAGAAGUCAAUGGUGCAAAGCCUGCUGUCCGUAAGGAGCAGCCCCUCCCCCUUACCAAACAGCCCAGCCCACCACAGGCGCAAGCUACACCUCCAGCUGCAGCUGAAACUACUGGCAAGAAGAAAGCUAAGAAACAGAAGAGUGAGACUGAAGAGCCUCCAGCUGAGGUGAAGGCUGACCAGUCUCCUGUUGUGGUGAAGAAGGUGGAACCUGUGCUGGCAGAGCACAAACUACAGGAUGGAGCUGCUCCUGUUGCCGUUCCUCCUGGACCCACCACCUCCACUGGCAGUGGCAGGAGAAAGAGCAAGAAACAGAAGAUGGAGGCUGCUGUCGCAGUCAAUGAGACUCAGGUCCAGUCAGCUCCUCCUGCCACCCAGACUGACUCUGUCCCUCCAGCGAACCACCAGAGCAGCAAGAACGAUGAGGUUGCUGCUCCUUCCCCGGCUCGUGCUUCCACCAAACAAAGCAAGAAACAGAAAAACGAAACUGACAAAGAGAACUCCCGUGUGAAGCUGAAGGAGCUGCUGGCCAGUCUGGGUGGCCUGGUGUUGUCUGAUGCUGAUGUGGUGUCUGUGGUCUCUCUACUCCGUGACAAGAGCCCCAAUGCCUUGGACAGCUGGUAUAAAUCUGCAACUAAGUUUGAGCCCUCAGCUCAGCAGCUGGCAGAGAAAGACCGUCUUCUCACAACCCUACAGGAGGAAGCCUCCAUCGCCAAGGACAAAGUCAAACAGCUCAGCCAGGAGUUGCAGGCCGAGAAGCAGAAGAGCAACCGUGCAGAAGCCAUGCUGCGGGAACAGCGGGUUGCCAUGGAGAAGGAGGUGAGCGUCAUGCAGGCCAAGGCUCAGGGCAGCUACCAGGAGCUUCAGAGCAUGCAAAUCAAGUUUCAGACGAUGAGAGAGCAGAUGGAGGGGCAGAUCAACAGACUGCAGAAAGAGAACAACAUCUUUCGUGAUGCUGUUAGCUCAGCCUCUACCCCAAUAGACAACAAGCAAAACACUGAGCUGAACAAUCUGCGCUCUGAGUGUUCAAGUCUGAUGAAGGACCUGGCGGAGACCAAGAACAAGCUACAGCAGGAGGAACUCCAGAGAAAGAGCCUGGAGGUCAACUACAAGCAGAACGUGUCGCAGCUCGAGGCCCAGUUACAGGAUGCUAAGCGGCGUUGGGACGAACUGCAGAGCUAUUUGCACAGUGUGAACUCUGAGAGAGAAAAACUGCAGGCUGCCAAACAAGAGCUGCAGAGUCAGCUGCUGGCGGUAGAGACCGAGAUGAAUAAUAAAAACAAGGAGAUCCAGACCCUCCACAGCAGUCUGACUGACACCAUGGUAUCCAAGGAGCAGGUGGAGCAAAAGGUCAUGCAGCUUUUGGAGGUCUCGCAGCACAACUUGCAGCCUGACAACUCGCUACAGGCCCAAGUGCAGGACCUUAUGACUGAGAACAAAUCACUCAAGGUUCAAAUUGAGAGUCUUCAGCAUCAGGUUACCUCUCAGGCCAAUGCGGUAUCCCAUUUCGAGGAACUUCAAAAACUGCUGGCUGAGAAGGAGCUCCAGAGGAAGAGUCUGGAGGAUUCCCUUAAUGCAGAAAGAAGCAGUGGAGCCAGUAGGGAGACUAACCUGCAGGCCUUUCACAGUGAAAACGUAGUCCUGAAGGCAGAGGUUCAUCAUCUGAACACACAGAUUUCUGAGCAGGCCUCCUCCCUGUUGGCAAUGGAUCAACUAAAGCAGAGCCUUCAAGAGAAAGAGGAUAAGAUUAAGACGGUGGAGGUGCUGCUGGAGACUGGGCUUAUUCAGGUAGCCAAUAAAGAAGAGGAGCUUAAGACUGUAAGAGAAGAGAAUGGCACUUUGAAGCGGCACAUUGAAGCCCUACAGCAGCAGACAGCAGAGCAGAAGCAGUCUGACACAUCAGUGCUAGAGGAGCUACAGAGACAGGUUCAGGAGAAAGAUGAGAAGAUCAGAUCAGUUGAGGAGAGUUUAAAAUCAGCAUUGAAAAAGGAAUCGAGCAGAGUGAAAGCUCUUGAGGAUCUGGAGAAUCAGUUGGGGAAUGUGGCAGCCGAAUUGGAUAAAGUGCAGAGCAGAGGAAUUCAGGAGAACGUUGACAUGAAAGCUCAGCUUCUGGAGCUCCAGUCUCAGUUAACUACUAAAGACCAUGAGAUCCAGAGACUAGAGAAACAGUUUGAAGAGAAGGCCAGAGAAGUAGAAGACAAGAUGGUAGCAACCGCUCAGCUUCUAGAGCUCCAGACUCAGUUAGCUACAAGGGAGCAGGAGCUUCAGAUACUACAGAAGGAGAUGGAGGAGAAAUCCAGACAAGCAGAAGAGAAGAUGGAACAGCAGCAACAGAUGGCAUCAAGAGUUCCCAGUGAGGAGUUACUGACAGCGAUUGCAGAAAAAGACAGGCAGCUGUCUGACUCUCAGGCUGAGCUGCAUGAGCUAAAGGAGAAAGUGGAGCUUUACAGGAGGAAGAAUAAUGAGCUUCGGGAGAAAAACUGGUGCGUUAUGGAGGCGCUGUCAGCCACCGAGACCAUGCUUCAGGGAAAACUCAGCAAGACCGUCAAGGAGAGUCAGACAUCACUGGAGACUGCUGAGGCUGAAUGUCGAGCUGUUCUGCACAGACUUCUCCCACAUGUGCCUCUGCCCACUGACCAGAGCCAUAAAGCAUGGCUACAGAACUUUGAGAGCUCCAUGCUGGAGGUGUCAGCUGGAGAAUCAGCUACAGCCAUUCAGGCAGGCUCUGCACCAGAUGCAGACGAUAGUUAUGUCCAGGAUUUGACAGAAAAGUUAAAGGAGGCUGAAGAGGCCCAGAAAGUUUUACAGAAGGAUUGCGAGACGUACAAGAAGGUUUUAGCAGAUACGGAGGGCAUCCUACAGCGGCUACAGAACAGUGUGGAGCAGGAGGAGUGCCACUGGAGGGAGAAACUGGAACUGGCCCAGACCGAGCUCAGGGAGAUGACUUUGAAGGUGACGGUGUUGGAACAGGAAGUGGACAGACUUAGCUCAGAUGGAGAGCUGGAGAGUUUGAGAAGAGAUAAGCAACACCUGGAGUCUGAACUGGAGAGAGCGGAGCGUGAGAGUGCCACUUAUGUGUCAGAGGUCAGAGAGCUUAAAGAUCUCUUGACCGAGUUACAAAGUAAGCUCGAUGGCUCCUAUACAGAGGCUGUCAGGCAGAAUGAGGAACUGAAUUUGCUGAAGACACAGCUGACUGAGACGCUGGGGAAGCUGGAGAUGGAGGAGAGUGAGCGACUGAAAGUGGCUGGAGAUCUCUACAAGGCACAACAGUCUCUGGAGCUGAUCCAGGAGGAGAUCUUAAAGGAAGCGGGGCAGAGCAACUUGAUCCAGAACAGUAGCCUAACCACUGAGGCGGAAGAAAUGGAGCACAAGGAGAAGAUAGCUGCAGGGUUGAACAAGACAGUCCAUGAAUUACAGGAAUUACUACAGGACGUCAGCCGACAACUCACCAAGCAAGAGAGGUGUGACGGAGACAAGUAGCUGAGAAAGUAGUGACAGUCUGUCUUCUGAAGGCCAGUUCUAUUCCACCCACUGCAGAUACCCCCAUUAAACUCUGGCUCUCCUGUUUCCCUUCACACCUGAUCUGAUGUGUGCUUUCUAAACCCACACCACCGACCCAACCCCAACUAAGAAGAGCAGGGAUUGGCCAAAGUGUGGCCACAUACACUCCAUGAACCAAUCCAUCUGGAUCCUUUUUCUUGACUAUCAGUUUCUCUACAGUGGCAUUCCUUACUGUCCGUAGAGUUGCCAGAGCUAAGCCAUCCGCAUAGACACAACGGUUAAACUUGUUUAUGUUUUGAUUAAUUUUUAAUCCCUUUUUGGUUGAACCACUUUGAAUACUACAUCUUUGUUAGCGCUCUUUGACAGAAGGGUUUUUAUCCUUUCGUAAAAAUGAAAGUUGAGCAUAUGUGUGUUUUAAAGACUCUGAGAUAACUGUGUACUGACACUUCACUACAUUUGUUCUGCAGUCUAAAACUUGCUUAAUUAUAUACAACACACCUGAACAAAUACACCACACACAUUGAGUUUUCUGAAUGUUAUAUUUGUUUUCCAGGGUACCCAUUUAAAAAAAAAAAUGUCUCUGUUAAUGACAGACAGCCAGGUGUCUGUUUUGUGCUACACUUUAACGCCAAUGCAACAGUCUGGCCUUGAAAGUCAGAUGCACCAUGCAGCAGAUACUUCUACUGUAAUACUUCUCAAGUACAAUGGAGAGGGAAAGAGGAUAUCAUAAUCUAUUCAAUACACUCUGUAAUGUAUUUCAUUAACAAGGAAUACUUCAAUUUUUGUUAAACAGGUGAGCGUUAUUAAAAGGGAUGCUUGAUAAAUA